This is a messenger RNA of Octodon degus (degu), 1403 nucleotides long. It is a transcript of the gene Batf2, whose product is annotated as basic leucine zipper ATF-like transcription factor 2. Gene Ontology annotation, biological process: regulation of transcription by RNA polymerase II. NCBI's taxonomy places the organism in Eukaryota, Metazoa, Chordata, Mammalia, Rodentia, Octodontidae. Gene Ontology annotation, cellular component: nucleus. The coding region runs from base 156 to 1142 and encodes 328 amino acids. Gene Ontology annotation, molecular function: RNA polymerase II cis-regulatory region sequence-specific DNA binding; DNA-binding transcription factor activity, RNA polymerase II-specific. The record is from RefSeq and is a predicted model, not a curated record. The transcript has 4 exons.
UUUAGGAGAAACUGAAACUGGGCUUGCUGGGGGCGGAGUGGUCACUGGAGUUUAAAGAGCCACCACUUCCUUGGGCCCCCAGAGGGCACUGGGAGGUCACAGCUGCCAAGGGACAUUUGGAAUCAGUGUGACUCUCUGCUCCCCCUGCUUGAGCCAUGCACCUCUGCCAGGGAGACGAACUGCUGAUUGGGACAGUAAAUCAGCAACACCGUGAAGGUGACCGAGAAGCGACAGCAGUGGGAAGGACAGUGCUGCCCUUCACUGAACCUGGCUCAGGACAACCUGCUGCCUGGGAUUCCCUCUUGAGGCCGGAGGGGGAAGGACCACGGUGCCUCCAUUGCACAGAAGCAGCAGCUGGGCCCAGAGAAGACCCCCAGGAGCGCCAGAAGCAGCUGAAGAAGAAGCAGAAGAACCGGGUGGCCGCUCAGCGCAGCCGGCAGAAGCACACGGAUAGGGCGGAUGCCCUGCACCAGCAGCAAGAGUCCCUGGAGAAACACAACGAGGCCCUGCGCAAGGAGAUCCGGGGCCUACAGGCUGAACUGACUCGGUGGAGCCAGACCCUGCAACUGCAUGAGCACCUGUGCCCCAGGGGCUGUAGCCUCCACCCGGCUCCUGAGCCCCCUGACUGCUGGGGCCAGGGCGGGUGGCUUCCGGGACAGCUUGCUCCCCAAGGACAGCACAGCUGCCAGGAGCAGCCGGGCCUCUUCCAGAGUCCCGUCUCCUGUCUGCCAGCUCAGCGGUUGCACCCAGAUCCACAGCCUGGGGAUCCCUGUGGCCUCCUCCCAUCCCCUUUGUCUUUGCUGUCCCUCAGUCCUGCUGUUGUGACUCUACCUCUUGCUCAGAUGUGCUCCAGCCAUGUGCCAUCUGCCUCACCCACCGGCCCCAGCCUGCUGGGUUCUUCCCCCCAGCUCAGUGGCCCCUUACUCAGCUCCUCAGCCCAGGCUACCCCUCCACAUCCCCUUGGCCAAGAGCCCCCCAGCAGUGGGGAGCUGGAGUCUUCUCUAGAGCCUGAAUAUCUUCUGCAGGGCAGUGAGCACAAGGCAGGUCCCUCUGUAGCAGACUGGACAGGGUCAGCCUUGGAACCCAGCCGCCAGUCCCUCCUGGCCUUCCCGCUGGUGGCCUCGGCUCAGGUCCACUUUUGACCUGCGCCCAGAGUGUGGUUGCCCCUCCUCAGGCCCAGGAAGAAGUCCGUGCACUGCAGCCCCUCCUGCCCUGUUGCUGGAGUCGCCUCCCCGGAUACCAGCUGGCCCGGCUUCACUGGGGAAAAGAAACUGUCUUUGAGCUCCCACCACAGUGGCAGGGCCUGUCACUGCUACUAUCUUUUUGCAGCCUCAGUCACCUGCAAAGCUGAGAUUAUCACUAUAUAUAUAUAUAUAUAUAUAUAUAUAUAUAUAUAUAUAUAA